GGUAAAAUUGUUGACAAAACGAAAAGUAAGCGAAUUCGGAGCGACAGGGUAACAACACUGCAUGAACACAAGGAGGGCGGGUAAAUAUUGUUCGUCUGCUUGUGACGGGUUCCGGACAGACAGACAGACAGACAGACACAGACAUGUUACAUACCAUCACAGAAGAGGAACUGUCCUUUCACUGCCUUGACUUCUUUUGGUCUUAACCGUCUCCUCUGCACACUUUUGAGACUUUGAGACACUUUGAGACUUUACAGCUACAGCUCUGCUUUGCUUUUGGGCUUCUCCCACCCGGCCCCCAAGUCGUCGCAGCCUUUAGCGUGGCAAUGUCUCAGAAGAUCCCGUCUGAUGGUGCUCAGAAAGGCUUUGCCGUGGGAAGGGGGCUCCUCGCUGCCGCUGAGACGUUGAACUUCAGCAUGAGCGAACACCGUUCUGAUGGCCUGUAUGGGUCCUCUUCACGAUCCUCUUACGGCAUGGCGCCGACGCUGGGUGGUGGGGACAGCAAAGAGCGUGACUCGCAGCUCCCGCGCCACAGCGCCAGUCACCUUAGCAACACCAUGAAGCUCUUUAACAGCCUGGGGCUCUCGCCCACUGAUCUGGACGCUCUGGCCCAGGUCCCGGAGGAAAACAUCAGCGUGGAGACCUUGCCGCAUCUAAUCAUGCAGCUGAAGAGCCGCAAGGCAGAGGCGAGCCGCCGCAGCGGGGGUAACUCCCGGGACUUGCCCUCUCUCUCUCCAGAGCGCUCGUACCGGGGCCCUCGGGGAGACUGGGAGGAUGUGCGUGGGGGCCGUGUAGGCGGAUCUGGUGGGCAGGCCUUGGGCCGUGGCCAACAGGAUGACUAUGAUUACACCUGUGCGCAGGACGGCCCCUCUAGGGGGUACGAUCGCUUGGAGUACGGUGAGAGCAGCGGCGGGAGCGGAAGCAGGGACCGGCCAUAUUCUGAGCUUUCCCGCACCCGCGACCGCUACGGCGGCUUUGGGAUGGGCGCCUCGUCGGCAUCCGACAGCGUCUUUAUGACGAGACGGACUGGCUGCCCUUCCCAGGGUAAAGUGCAGGACUUCUUGGGAGUCAUGCCUCAGAUUUUCCCACAUGUGUGCUCACUUUGUGAUUUUGAUGUGCACUCCACCAUGGAGUGGACUCAGCACACAAAUGGACUACGUCACUUGGAGAACCGGAGGCUCCUCCUUCAGGUGUAUCCUGACUGGAGGCCCCAUGAAGAUUCAGACAGAGUCUCUGGGUCGAUCCUGCUGGAAACAACCAACCGUUCAGCUGGUCUCCUGGGACCUGCUCCUGGCAUGCAAGGGCUUCCUACGCGAGGGAUGGCCUCUAACUGGGGUCCUGGAGUGUCAAACCCCUCACAGGGACUUUUAAUGAUGCCAAAGAUAAGGAGCAGAGUUGUAGUGGCAAGGUAUGAGAGAAAACCACUGACACUGAACAGUUUGUUGGUCUUGGCUGAGCCAUUUGGAACUGUAUGUGAACACAUCGUACUCAACAAGAAGGCCUUCUUGGAAAUGCAAACUCAUGAGGAGGCGGUCGCAAUGGUGACAUUCUACCUGCACAAGCCAGCGGUGAUGCAUGGCAAGAAGAUCACCUUCUACCUUUCUCAGGAGCUUGUCGUAAUCGAGAAAGGCCACAGGACUGAGAUGGACACGAGAGAGGUGAAAGGCAGGGACAGCCAAGUGGUGUUCUUCUCCAAUCUGCCAAGGGAACAGGAGAAGAAGAUGGAGCUGCUGACGCUGGCUCGCCAUUUUGGCACUGUUGAAAAACACUUGUUUUUAAAUGAAGAGGUUAUGUGUUGGGAUCUUCACCACGGGGGUUGGGUGUGCUCUUCCAAGGCAUUCAUACAGCUUGGCACUCCCAAAGAUGCCAGGAUGAUGGUCAAGUACUACACUCUUCACCCACUGACCAUCGAUGGGAGGAGCAUUCGACUGAACAUCUGCACUAAGUACAAGACCUUAAUCGUGAACCCGUCCAGAAGCGGUAUUGGAAGACCAGAUUUGACCCGUAAGAGCAGCACCGUGGUGAGCAGGAGCUCCUCGAGGACACAGAGGUCUCCCGCCUCUAGCGACACGGUGUCCAAAGUAGAGGAGGAGACAGCAGUUGAGGAGGAAGAGCUGCAAACAGCAGAUGCCGCUGUGCUCGAGGAGGGCUCUGGGGACGAGGUGGCUGGGGUGAUGGAGGGCGACGAGGAUGAGGCAGGAGACCAGGCAGCGGAGACUAGCGAGCCACACAAAGAGGAGCCAGAGUCCGCUGUUUCGGGCUCCCAGGCCCCCAAAGGCGAGCCUCCAACAGAGACCUCUUUGAGCAGUAGCCAAGCUUGUGACUCUGCUCCCGAGUCUGCCGGAGGCUCUCUCGAGUCGCAGAUCAAGGUGGAGCUUGCAGACAAGCAGAUGGAGAAAAGCAAAAGUGACCUAAAUGAGGACAGCGCCCCUGCUGGCUCCGGGGAGGAGAUCUCUGGUGACAACGUCGAGCUGCUUGCAACAGAGCCCUCUGAAAGCGUGGAGCUCUGCAACGAAGGAGCCUCGGUGGAGCAGGAGGCACCCAUGGAUCAGGACUUCCCAGAGAACAUGGAUGAUUUUGUGACCCUGGAUGAGGUGGCAGAGGAAGAAGACACGGACCGUCUCGACACGCAGUCCAAGUCAGGGGAUCAGACUGGAGGAAACACGGACAAAAGUGGGGGCUUCAGGGUUGUCAAUGUGGUGGGAUUCAAACGAGGGUACAACUUCCUGGAUGAAAUUCUCACGCUUGCCAAGCCCUUUGGGAAAGUGGUUCGGCAUCUAGUACUCGACGUGAGGCCUGAGGCCUUUCUGGAGCUGAGUUCAGAAGAGGAGGCGAGAGCCAUGGUCGAUUUCUACAGUGCCAACGUGACGCCGAUGGUUUGUGGAAAAGCUGUGAAAAUAUACCACUCGCAGACCUACGCUACAAUCCAGAGCGGUCGGGUCAUCUACGUUGGACAGCUUCCCUCUUUCAAAACGUCAGAUGCUUCUCUCCUGAAGAUCGCAGAGCCUUUUGGGAAAGUGAGACGUUAUUUCCUCAACCGGAACCGCUACGAGUGCUUUAUUGAAAUGGAACGAGGAGAAGAUGCUGAAAGAAUGGCCAAUGCCUACAAGGAGAACCCACCGAAAUUCCAAGGCAAACGCUUAACUGUGUACGUCAGCCGCAAGUACAAGCAGCUUAAGCACGGGUAUAGACCUCCUCCUGAGGAGCCUGAGGAGCAGCGGUCCAUAAAGAGGGAGCAUACGGAUGGGGAGGAGGCCACUCAUCACGAGCCCUCCCACAAAGCUAAGGUGAAAAAGGAGGAGGAGCCUCUUGCCAAGAGGCUGUGUGUCCGGGAGGAGAGCGCCACCGCUCAGGAGCCCGGCUCCUCUGGGGAACAGCAGCCGCAGGAGGAGGGCGGCACUGAGAUCUCCUGCAGUCAGGAGGUUAAGGUGAAUACCGAGGAGUUAGAGGAGAAGAUGGAACAGCCCUCAGAUGCCCCUGGUGCCCAGAAGGACAGGGAAGCGGAGUGUAAGAGCGACGGCGGCGCCGGACCCGCUGCUGCUAACGGACUAAGCGACAAGAGCAGCGAGAAAGAAGGCGCCUCUAGCAUCGGCGCGCAGGCUGAGAAGAGUUCAGCGGCUCCUCUCGGGCCGUACCAGCCCAACAAUCCUGUGGGUGUGGAGUAUAUGAAGAUGGGCUACUACUGCAGAGUCUGUUUCCUCUUCUACUCUAACGAAGAAACGGCCAAGAAGGUCCACUGCAGCAGCCUGUCUCACUAUGAGAAGCUGAAGAAACACCUGGAGAAGGAGAAGGAGACCAAAGGCCAGUGAACGAGUGACUAGUGUCACAGCGGUAAAUGGAUGCUACUGCAUGUGCUGUAACGCCCCCCCCAAAGUUGUAUAAACCAGUGCUCAUACUGCAUUGUCAACUUUCUAGUUGCUUUACAGUCCCUGUGCAGUGAUUGUGAAUGGUAGUGAUGCCACAUGAGAUAUUGUUCAUGUGUUUUAGGGAGAACCUCUUGGGGGAGGCAGGCAGGCAAACACUGAUAGAGAACUUAAGAGAUCCCUGAAUUCUCCUCCCUCUAGGUGUACCAUUUUAUUGUUGUAAGCCUUUUUUUUUUUUUUCCUUCACUUAUUUGAUUUUGUCUUGCAACUAUCUGUUUUUAAUAUGGCUUCGUUCUUGAAGUUGUUUCUGUUCUCAAUGUGCUGUGUGGGUGACUGAUUCCGACAUUGCGGGGGGGGCUCUAAUUGUCUGACUGUCGAUUCCAUUAAAAGUGAACCUUACAAA
This is a messenger RNA of Scleropages formosus (Asian bonytongue), 4266 nucleotides long. RefSeq names its product matrin-3-like. Gene Ontology annotation, cellular component: nucleus. The coding region runs from base 327 to 3809 and encodes 1160 amino acids. Gene Ontology annotation, molecular function: RNA binding; zinc ion binding. The transcript is spliced from 21 exons. The record is from RefSeq and is a predicted model, not a curated record. NCBI's taxonomy places the organism in Eukaryota, Metazoa, Chordata, Actinopteri, Osteoglossiformes, Osteoglossidae.